Messenger RNA from Hemiscyllium ocellatum (epaulette shark), 1690 nucleotides. RefSeq names its product forkhead box D3 (gene foxd3). The record is from RefSeq and is a predicted model, not a curated record. The transcript has a single exon. The coding region runs from base 330 to 1463 and encodes 377 amino acids. NCBI's taxonomy places the organism in Eukaryota, Metazoa, Chordata, Chondrichthyes, Orectolobiformes, Hemiscylliidae. Gene Ontology annotation, biological process: anatomical structure morphogenesis; cell differentiation; regulation of transcription by RNA polymerase II. Gene Ontology annotation, molecular function: RNA polymerase II cis-regulatory region sequence-specific DNA binding; DNA-binding transcription factor activity, RNA polymerase II-specific.
AGCUAAAGAGCUGCGAGGCUGAACGCGCCUUUGAAAACAUUGCGAGAAAAUACAGGGAAAGUUCAUCAGUUGCAAUGUGCAAGUUGAAAUAGGCUGUCAAAAAAGUUGAAGGUAACUAUUAUUGACAGUCCCUUGACCUGCAUUAAAAAAAAGCGUUGUCAUCUGAUCUGCAAGGGACUGCCAGCUGAGACAGUGUGCGUGAGAGAGAGAGAGAGAGAGAGAGAGGCGGGAGACAGGACAGGAACAGAGAGAGGCAAAAGAGAAGUUUCACCUGAAAGGAAGCCGAGUUCUUACCUUUAUUUUUGCUGAUUUGUAAAAGGGAAAGCGUGAUGACCCUGUCAGGCAACGGCAGUGCGAGCGAUAUGUCAGGCCACACGAUCCUCAGCGCCGAGGAUGUCGAUAUUGAUGUGGUGGGAGAAGGAGACGAGGGCAUGGGAAAGGACAGCGAGUCAGACAGCCCCGCCACCCACCAUCAGGGAGAAGAGCUGGAGGAGAUCGGGGCAAGGGAAGUCGCCGAGAGUCCUCCCGCUAUCUGCCAGGCUUCCUCGGAGGGAGAGCUAACCAAAUCGGAAACUCAGGAAAGUGGCUCAUCGAGCGGCAACACCGCCUCCAAGCCCAAGAACAGCCUGGUGAAACCACCUUACUCGUAUAUUGCUCUCAUCACCAUGUCUAUUCUGCAAAGUCCCCAGAAAAAGUUAACCCUUAGUGGGAUCUGUGAGUUCAUCAGUAACCGCUUUCCUUACUACAGGGAGAAAUUCCCCGCCUGGCAGAAUUCCAUCCGCCACAACUUGUCCCUCAAUGACUGUUUUGUAAAGAUUCCCAGGGAACCUGGGAAUCCGGGGAAAGGGAACUACUGGACCCUGGAUCCACAGUCUGAAGACAUGUUUGACAACGGGAGCUUUCUUCGCAGGAGGAAAAGAUUCAAAAGGCAGCCCGCGGACCAUCUGAGGGAGCAGACUGCUCUCAUGAUGCAGAGUUUUGGAGCUUACAGCCUGAGCGGUCCAUACGGGCGUCCGUAUGCGCUGCACCCCGCCUCCUAUGCUCAUCCCUCGACUCUCCAGUAUCCCUACAUCCCUCCUGUGGGUCCCAUGUUACCUCCAGUGGUCCCGCUCAUCCCGUCCAGUGAACUCAACAGGAAAGCCUUUAAUUCCCAGCUCAGUCCCAGCCUCCAGCUCCAGCUCAGCAGCCUGAGCUCCACGUCCAUCGUGAAAACGGAGCCAACCAACAGACCUUCUUUCAGCAUCGAGAACAUCAUCGGGGUGACAAGCACGUCAGGGAGCUCACAGACUUUCCCGCGGCCGCCAGUGACCGUCCAGUCUGCCCUGAUCAGUCCACAGCCCUUGUCCUUAGCGAGAAGUACAGCUACAAUAACUCCUAUCCUCAGUGUCCCCACGAACAUAAUCUCCGGACAAUUCCUACAGUCAGCAGCUUCGGCCGCCGCAGUGACCAAAUGGCCAUCUUAAUAACUCCUCCACUUGCAAAUGCUCACUCACCAUGACCCCUUUUCUUCUCUUGUGGUAGUGGGCUGCACUGAACUUGACUGCGAAUUAUAGACUGUAUACUCUUAUAUAUAUAUAUAUAAAAGGAAUGCUUUCUGUACAGGUAAAUACGUUUGUAAAUAUUUAUAUACGGAACCUAUCGGUUCAUACUCAUUGAGUUUUAUUUUUUAAUUAGACUGUUUCACAGUUGU